UGAACGCACCACUUUACAACAGGAAGUACCAUAAUGUGUUUUGGUCAGUCGGCGGCGUAGCGACCGAAGCUAACCAACUACAACAAGGUGCAACCACAGCAACCGAUGCGAGGAUGGAUCCGUGUAACAGACGUCCCGUGACUAUUCCAUCUGAAACUUGACUCGCCAAAAAUGUUGGUUGACAAACUGUCAAUGUUUCAGUGUGCAGGGAUUAGAAAACGGCACCGCGGGACUAAACGCUAGCUAGGACAACGUGAAGCCGAGCAGUAUGCUGGAAGUGGGGAAGUGGCCCGUGUUCGCGCUCCUUCCUCCUGAAGAACUACGGCUCAUACGGCAGGCUUGUGUCUUUGGCAGUGCUGCCAAUGAAGCGCUCUAUGUCACAGUAAAUGAGGAGGUCUUCGCUCUGGGCACCAACUGCAGUGGCUGUUUAGGCCUCGGAGACCUCCAAAGCACCAUUGAGCCGCGCCGGAUUGAUGUGUUGUGUGGAAAGAAGAUCGUGUCCCUAAGCUAUGGAACUGGACCACACGUGGUUAUCACUACUGCAGACGGAGAGGUGUUUGCUUGGGGCCAUAACGGCUACAGCCAGCUGGGCAAUGGCACCACCAACCACGGGCUGACCCCCGCCCUGGUGUCCACCAACCUCAUCGGCAAACGAGUGACUGAGGUGGCCUGUGGCUCCCACCACAACAUUGCCCUCACCACUGAUGGAGAGGUGUUCGCGUGGGGCUACAACAACUCGGGCCAAGUGGGUUCGGGGUCUACGGUCAACCAGCCGACACCGCGGCGGGUCAGCAGCUGCCUGCAGAACAAAGUGGUGGUGAACAUAGCCUGUGGUCAGCUCUGCUCUAUGGCCGUACUGGACAAUGGAGAGAUCUAUGGUUGGGGCUACAAUUGCAAUGGACAGCUUGGGUUGGGCAACAAUGGGAACCAGCAGACCCCCUGCAGGAUCGCUGCUCUCCAAGGUGUCAACAUUGUCCAGGUUGCCUGUGGAUACGCGCACACGUUGGCACUCACGGACGAAGGGAUGGUUUACGCCUGGGGAGCAAACUCGUAUGGGCAGUUGGGGACAGGCAACAAGAGUAACCAAGCUCUCCCCACCCUAAUAAACACCGACAAGGAGAGGAUGGUGGAGGUGGCUGCAUGUCACACCAGCCACACGUCCGCUGCCAAGACGCAGAGCGGCCAGGUUCUGAUGUGGGGUCAGUGUCGAGGUCAGGCCGUGGCCAGCCCCCACGUGACCCAUUUCAGCAGCACGGACGACGUGUUCGCCUGCUUCGCGACCCCGGCGGUCACGUGGCACCUCCUCUCAGUAGAUGGCGAUGACUACCUGACCGUUGCCCAGUCUCUGAAGAGGGAGUUUGACAGCCCGGAGAUUUCCGACCUCAAGUUCUUGGUUGACGGGAAGUGUAUCCAUGUCCACAAAGCGCUGCUGAAGAUCAGGUGUGAACAUUUCCGUGCACUGCUCAACGAAAGUGACGAGGAUGCCGUAGAAGUUCACCAGUUCUCGUACCUGGUGUACCGAGCCUUUUUGGAGUACCUCUACACAGACACCAUCAACCUGCCACCAGAGGAUGCCAUCGGCCUGCUGGACUUAGCCACAUACUACCGGGAGACCAGGCUCAAGAGGCUGUGCCAGGAAACGAUCAAGAGAGGCAUUUCCGAGGAGAACGCCGUCACUCUGCUCUCUGCCGCUGUCAAGUAUGAGGCGCGGGACCUGGAGGAGUUCUGCUUCAAGUUUUGCGUCAACCACCUAACGGCUGUCACGCAGACCCAGGCCUUUGCAGACAUGGACCACGACCUGCUCAAGAACUUCAUUAGCAAAGCCAGCCGCUACGGGGCCUUCAAGAACUGACUGGAGGGCCCCCGUAGCGCCGCCACCAGGUCUCGGCUCGCUGAGUUGCUGAGAGUCGACAGUGGACCAAAGUGCGUGGCAGGCUGGUGAGCGCUUCACAGCCUUUGUCUCUGGGGAUGAUAACACACCCCCCCCCCCACCGGAGAGGCGAAUGGCUUCAGAUCGUACGUGUUGCCAGCCCUAACCUUAAAACCAUCCCACGCACAGCAGCUGCCGGUAUCGGGUGUCCCCACUCGCAGACGAGCAAAGGGCUGCCCCGGUGGUCCUCUUUGUGUCACUGACAGAAGGCCCGGCUAAUAACUGGUUGUGUCUGAUUUGUUUGAUCAACAGUCAGAUUGAGGUGGCUUUUUUUUUUUCCUUUCUUUUUUUAACGAGUUAGGUGAAUAAAUGAUCAAUGCGCGUAUCACACUGUAGCCAUGACUUGACCCUUCGAGUCGUGCUGCUUUUCUGUGACGCCUUGAUGCUCCCGUCUGGAUUGAGAAGUCGUAUUUAGUGAGGAAAAACUCACGCUGUUGUUGUUGUUUUUGAGAAAACUUGUGUCUGAUACCCUUUUCUGAACAGCUAUAGCUUGUAUCUGUUCAACGAGACCAUCUGCUCUCUCGCAUAAGUUUGCCACUUUGUUUUGUAUUGUAGCUCUUCACCUUUGCCAUCCAAGCUUGUGGUUACUGAUUGAUGUCGACUAACAUUUUGCUGCUGUCGAUAGGGCAGUGAGCUGACUUAUAGGAGCAUAUGGACUCCUGUGCAGCCUGUGGGUGAUGUCACACUGUAGGUGCAGCUGAUUUUUACUGUGGCGUUUCAGUUGCAAUUUGCUAUGUUUACAAAUAUUUUGUGGUUUUUAAAGUUUCUUUUUUUUAUUAUCAUGAGUGUUUAUGUUUGCAGCAGAAUUGUGUUUCUUAAACAAGUCUUGCUUUGUAGGAGUCCCCCAGUAGCACCUUGUGCAAAUUAAAUAGUGCCGGCUUGGUAGAAUUGCCAACUGACUUUUGAAUAUAAGGUCUUUUAAAUGUAGCCAUUGGAUACAUUUCCCGAUCUAUCUAAAUAGACAAAAUGCUCUUACUUUAACAAGCCAAUUAUUGUAUUUUAUUUUUGGGAAACACUUUGGUAAUUACAAAAGAAAUGCCUGUGUGUUCUUGUUUUGUAUGGAAAAUGCUGUAAUAUGCGCCACAGAGGCUAACUUUUGUAAUUUUAAAUAAAUUAAAUGACGUAACCAUGAA
This is a messenger RNA of Pungitius pungitius (ninespine stickleback), 3063 nucleotides long. RefSeq names its product regulator of chromosome condensation (RCC1) and BTB (POZ) domain containing protein 2 (gene rcbtb2). The transcript is spliced from 12 exons. Gene Ontology annotation, molecular function: protein binding. The record is from RefSeq and is a predicted model, not a curated record. Lineage: Eukaryota; Metazoa; Chordata; Actinopteri; Perciformes; Gasterosteidae. Bases 269 to 1852 code for a protein of 527 amino acids.